Molecule: messenger RNA, 1576 nt
Organism: Dioscorea cayenensis subsp. rotundata (Guinea yam)
Lineage: Eukaryota; Viridiplantae; Streptophyta; Magnoliopsida; Dioscoreales; Dioscoreaceae
Product: thiol-disulfide oxidoreductase LTO1
Exons: 7
Coding region: 95-1180 (361 amino acids)
Molecular function (GO): oxidoreductase activity
Source: RefSeq, a predicted model, not a curated record
CCAACCGGGGAGGAGGGGAAGUACAGAACGAAUGGAUUGAGGGUUUGAGAUCGAACGAAAGACUCUCUCUUCGAGCAAAGCAUUGCAGUCAUCCAUGGCGAUCAACUCCAUGGUCUUCGCCAUCUCCCGCCCUCCACUACUCCCCUUCCCCUCCUCCCCAGCACGUUUCAAGAGGGCUGUAAGAGUGCCCUUCAGGUGCUCCACUGAGCCUUCCCCGCAAGUAGAUUCAGCCUCUGCUCGUGAGACUUCUUUGGAUGCUAAGGCCCCCGAAAAGGCUUCUCUUUUAGGGAAUUCUGCAGCUAUUUUGCGUGCGGGUCUCGGAGGUCUAGGGCUUCUUGAGACUGGGUAUCUUACGUACUUGAAGCUCACUAAUUCUGAGGCUUUUUGCCCUGUUGGAGGAGGGAGCUGUAGUGAUGUUCUUAACAGUGAUUAUUCCUCCAUUUUCGGAAUCCCUCUUCCUUUAGUUGGCAUGGUUGCCUAUGGUUUGGUUACAUUGCUCUCUCUGCAUCAGAUUAGAAAAGAUUUGCUUUCUGGACUGGGUGAAGCUGAUGCUCGCCUUCUGUUACUUGGAACAUCAACAUCAAUGGCAGCAGCAAGUGGUUAUUUUCUGUAUAUUUUAAGCACAAAGCUGGCUGGAACUUCCUGCUCAUACUGUAUCCUUUCUGCCAUUCUGUCUUUUGGCAUAUCCUUCAUCACUUUAAAGGAUAUAGGCAUGAAAGAAGUACGAAAGGUACUUGGACUGCAAUUAGCUGUUGCAGGUGCUGUUAUUGCUGCUUUAAGUUAUUCAUACACAACUGCUGCACCUCAAUUUCUAGGCUCAAAUGAGGUUGAACUGGAACCAUUUAAAACAGAAAUAACAAGUAAAUCAACUCCAUGGGCUAUUUCUCUUGCAGAGCACCUGCACUCAAUUGGUGCUAAGAUGUAUGGAGCUUUUUGGUGUACUCAUUGUCAAGAGCAGAAACAGAUGUUUGGAAAGGAAGCUGCCAAAAUAAUAGACUAUGUCGAAUGCUAUCCAGAUGGAAUUGGAAAAGGCAGAAAAAUUGCUUUCGAAUGUAUAUUGGCUGGAGUCGAAGGCUUCCCCACAUGGAUUAUUAAUGACCAGCAUAUAGAUGGAGAGCGAGAAUUGAAGGAUCUUGCAGAGGUAUCAGGAUUUGUUCUUGCAGAUUCUCAACGGUCGUAGGGAAUGUACUAAAGCAGCCAGUGAGCUGGAGCAAGACAGAUCACAAAUAGAGCAGAUUAAGUGAGUCGAUUAUCAACAUUGCUAGCUAAUUUAUGUAGCAUUCCACUUAAAAUACAUCACAUUGCAGUGGCAUCAUGAUCAAGAAUUGGACCACAGGGAUACGAGAAAGAUCGGCUAAUGGGAGGUUACAUCUCUAGUUUGUACAAGGGAAUUUAAAAGAGGAUGAGAGAUUUGGUAGUGUUGUUUGUAAUAAGAAGCACAUGGCUUUGAAUUUUGCUUCAAUCUUUAUUGUAGGUAGUAGUGAUACACAAUGAUCCUCAAUUGUCAAACUUGAAUGGUAGCCAGCAUCCAGCUUGAGGGUGAAGACAAUUUUUUAUGUAUUUAUUUAUUAUUAUU